This is a messenger RNA of Plutella xylostella (diamondback moth), 1271 nucleotides long. RefSeq names its product eukaryotic translation initiation factor 2 subunit alpha (gene eIF2alpha). The record is from RefSeq and is a predicted model, not a curated record. Gene Ontology annotation, molecular function: RNA binding; translation initiation factor activity; ribosome binding. Lineage: Eukaryota; Metazoa; Arthropoda; Insecta; Lepidoptera; Plutellidae. Gene Ontology annotation, cellular component: eukaryotic 48S preinitiation complex; eukaryotic translation initiation factor 2 complex. Gene Ontology annotation, biological process: translational initiation.
AAGUAGAAUUCUAUCUGAACAAAACGAAACGUAAAAGUUGUCCUGUCGUCGCGAUUCAACGUGAAUAGUAAAAUAUUUCAUCAUAUCUUGAGAAAUUAAAACUAAUAUAAACUCUGUACACUACAGAAAUAGAAAAAUUAAAGCUUCAAGAUGCCGUUGUCGUGUCGGUUUUACCAAGAGAAGUAUCCUGAGGUGGAGGAUGUGGUGAUGGUGAACGUGCGGUCCAUCGCCGAGAUGGGCGCGUACGUGCACCUGCUGGAAUACAACAACAUCGAGGGAAUGAUCCUGCUCUCCGAGUUGUCCAGGAGACGUAUCAGAUCCAUCAACAAACUGAUCAGAGUCGGCAAAACUGAACCCGUGGUCGUGAUCAGAGUGGACAAAGAAAAAGGUUACAUAGACUUGUCAAAACGGCGAGUGUCAGCCGAGGACAUAGACAAGUGCACAGAGAGGUACGCGAAGGCGAAAGCGGUGAACUCCAUCCUGCGUCACGUGGCCGAACUCCUGCAUUACGAGAGCUCGGAGCAGCUGGAGGAGCUGUACCAGCGGACCGCCUGGCACUUCGAGGAGAAGUACAAGAAGAAGGCAUCCGCCUAUGACUUCUUCAAACAGGCUGCUGUAGACCCCUCAGUCCUGAACGAAUGUGGUCUUGACGAAGAGACCAAAGAGGUCCUGCUAGCCAACAUCAAACGCAAGCUGACGUCGCAGGCGGUCAAGAUCCGAGCUGACAUUGAAUGUGCGUGCUACGGCUACGAGGGUAUUGAUGCAGUGAAGGCUGCCUUGAAGACUGGCCUCACUGUGUCUACCGCUGAGAUGCCCAUCAAGAUCAACCUUAUUGCCCCACCCUUAUAUGUAAUGACAACUUCCACCCCUGAAAAGACGGACGGCCUGAAAGCGCUGCAGGACGCCAUAGAUAAGAUAAAAGAGAACAUUACUGCGGCGGGCGGCGUGUUCAACAUUCAGAUGGCGCCUAAAGUGGUGACGGCGACGGACGAGGCGGAGCUGGCGCGGCAGAUGGAGCGCGCGGAGGCCGAGAACGCGGAGGUGGCCGGCGACUCCGCCGAAGAGGACGAGGACCACGGUAUGGGCGAUGCUGGCAUGGAGGACGUGCCCCAACAGAACGGAGCUUCCGACGAGGAGGAGGACAACUGAACACCAUGUAUACACACACUAUAGCGUAUACAAUAAUACAACACCCCUUACAUACAGCUCUAUAUGUAUUAUGUACGAGAUGUCGCGUUACUUCUUAUUGAAUAUACAGAUGUUUUAUACAA